This is a messenger RNA of Spodoptera litura, 738 nucleotides long. RefSeq lists its product as uncharacterized. Gene Ontology annotation, biological process: ATP synthesis coupled electron transport. The record is from RefSeq and is a predicted model, not a curated record. NCBI's taxonomy places the organism in Eukaryota, Metazoa, Arthropoda, Insecta, Lepidoptera, Noctuidae. Gene Ontology annotation, cellular component: mitochondrial inner membrane.
CAUAACAAAGCAUAAAUAGUUUUAUUAUCCUCAAGUCAUUCCUUAUUUACAUUUAGGUAACCAAUUACAAAUGGUAAACAAACCUGGCUUCAAGUUUGAUUUUAGGGAUGUGUCGUCAGGGAUUCAAAAACUACGUGAAUUUUUGUUAGGUCGUAAAUAUGUACAGCAUAAUAGGUUUCCACCAUUAAUUGCUCCGAGGUCAAUCCCUCCACCAGAUGUUCCGCGUGGACCAGAGCAAACAAAUAGAUAUUCUGACAUGUAUUAUACUAACAGAGAUGUUUUGGGAUCUGUAAAGCCUCCAGUGGUAGCUCCAAUAGCUGAAGGUUUACGGGGCGGUGAUGGUAAACUAAAAAUUGAUCGGAAGAAAAUGGAUACACGGAAAUUAUUAUUUGAAUGCCCACCGACGCCGGGAUGUACAUGGUGGUGGGACGCGCAUUGUUACUAUAAAGAUAUUUGUCCGACUCCUCCACCUUGUCCUCCGUUUGCUCCUCCUUCUCCAUCUACAGCUUCACCUUGUGACUCGCAGCCAUCACUGCCACCAUCAUCACCGCCGGUACCAUGCAAGUCAGAGCAGAGUGAGGACCCAUGUGCUCAAACUCCAGUUUGCAAGCUCCCACCGUGCGAGAUAGAAAAGCCCCCGCCGCCACCACCCCCACCACCAUUUUGUGACCCCUGUGACCCCAAACAUAAGAAGUAAUUUUGUAGGUAUAUCUUGCAAAAUAUGUUGAGGUUGAGAUU